AUGGCACAAUCUCAAGGAACCGUACCCCUUAGUACUUAUGGUACACCAGUUUCACACAAUUCGGUAGCACUGGCGACAGGGGGCAACCGAAUACCCUUAGUUGGACCAUCAGAAUUCUCUUGCAUCAGUCAAUCAGCCGUGAUCGCCAGGCAUCCUCACUUUCAACAUCUCCAGGCUGCAACGGCUGCUAAUAUGGCAAAUGGCUCAGAAAAUGCAUCCAACAGCAGUGAUGAUCACGCCAGUUUCUCCUACCGUUCUUUGCAAUCUUCAUCAUCUCAAGCUUCCCUAGGUGGUAGCGUGUCACGGAAGCAACCCAGAUCCUGGUUGAAGAAUGGAACGCCACUGAUAUCACCACCAUCCAAUAUGCAGCACGUUGUCCAUGUCUCACCGCAUGAUGCCGCCAUCAUCUCAUGUAAGUUUUCCUCAUGUAAAUAUAACUUUUGUACUUAUGGAAAAUUAAUAUUUUAA
This is a messenger RNA of Protopolystoma xenopodis, 468 nucleotides long. NCBI's taxonomy places the organism in Eukaryota, Metazoa, Platyhelminthes, Monogenea, Polystomatidea, Polystomatidae. The record is from the annotation of a GenBank genome assembly.